AUGUAGGCUAAUCCAAUAACAGGUAACCUUCCAACACAUUCUAACAAAGGCCCUGCGAAAGGCUAGCGUCCUGUCCAAGGGGUGUACCUAUUCAUCAAACUGCCUCACGCUACAUACAUUGAAACGGGAGAUAUGCUCUUGCUCCUAUGAGCAAUUCCGGCUCACACUUUCUUACUGUCGUACUUUCAAUACACAUACAUUUCCUGUUGAUUCGUUGUAGAAUGUGGACACUAAACGGCGUCGAGUGGCCUCAAAGACGAGGGAGAUGAUAUGGCGUUCACUGUCGGGGUUCGAAGACACCGGGGGGCACAAUAUGCCAGCAGCACCAGAGCCCCUCCCCCUGGUGAUUUGCCGGCCCUCUGGUCAGAAAACCCCUCCCAGCCCGAGUCCUGCCCCCAGACCGGCACUAUCUCCUGGCAGGCCGAGAUCCAUGCUGCUCGUAACUCCCAGGGCGACGUCUCCCAGAGCAUGAGCGCCCGCAACUCUGUCCCUGGGGCCUCGCCUGCACCGGUCGGCUCGUUGUCACAGAGGAAGAGGCAACAGUACGCCAAGAGCAAGAAGCAGGGCGGCUCCACCAACAGCAGGCCGCCCAGGGCCCUGUUCUGCCUCACCCUCAACAAUCCCAUCCGCAGAGCCUGCAUCAGCCUCGUGGAGUGGAAACCCUUUGAUAUCUUUAUACUGCUCUCUAUUUUUGCCAACUGUGUGGCCUUAGCUGUUUACAUCCCCUUCCCAGAGGACGACUCCAACUCCACCAACCACGACCUGGAAACAGUAGAAUAUGCCUUCCUGAUCAUCUUUACGAUAGAGACCUUUCUGAAGAUCAUAGCGUAUGGUUUAGUCAUGCAUCAGAACUCCUACGUAAGGAAUGGCUGGAACAUGCUAGAUUUUGUCAUUGUCAUAGUAGGGUUGUUCAGUGUAGUUCUGGAGGUGGUAACCAAAGAGGGUGAUGCGGGGGCUCAGGGGGGUAAACCAGGAGGCUUUGACGUCAAGGCCCUCCGAGCAUUCCGUGUGCUCCGCCCCCUCCGUCUUGUCUCAGGAGUACCCAGUUUACAGGUAGUGUUGAACGCCAUCAUUAAAGCCAUGGUUCCUCUGCUCCACAUCGCUCUGCUAGUCCUCUUCGUCAUCAUCAUCUAUGCCAUCAUCGGCCUGGAACUCUUCAUCGGCAAAAUGCACGCCACUUGCUACCUGGUGGGCACCGGCAUUCUGGCAGAGGAGGAGCCUGUUCCGUGUGCAAUGUCAGGCCAUGGGCGCCAGUGCAUGAUGAAUGGGACUGUGUGUAGAGAGGGAUGGCACGGCCCCAACGGUGGCAUCACCAACUUUGACAACUUCCUGUUUGCCAUGCUUACUGUUUUCCAGUGUAUCACCAUGGAGGGCUGGACUGAUGUUCUCUACUGGAUGAAUGAUGCCAUGGGCUUUGAGCUGCCCUGGGUUUACUUCGUCAGUCUAGUCAUCUUCGGCUCCUUCUUCGUUCUCAACCUGGUUCUGGGAGUUUUAAGCGGAGAGUUUUCCAAGGAGAGAGAGAAGGCCAAGGCUCGUGGAGACUUCCAGAAGCUGAGAGAGAAGCAGCAGCUGGAGGAGGAUCUGAAGGGCUACCUGGACUGGAUCACUCAGGCCGAGGACAUCGACCCUGAGAAUGACGAGGAGGGGGACGAGGAGGGGGGAAAACGCAUCCCAAGCAAGCCCGCCAGCGAGACAGAGUCUGUGAACACUGACAACCCCAACGGAGAGGACGAUAAGGCUAACUGCUGUGGACCACUCUGUCAGAAAGUUAUCAAAUCAAAGUACAGUCGGCGAUGGCGUCGCUGGAACCGGUUCUGCCGCAGGAAGUGUCGUGUUGCUGUGAAGUCAGUGUCUUUCUAUUGGCUGGUGAUCAUCCUGGUGUUUCUCAACACGCUCACCAUCUCGUCAGAGCACUACAACCAGCCUGACUGGCUCACGGAAGUACAGGAUGUGGCCAACAAGGUUCUGCUGGCUCUGUUUACGUGUGAGAUGCUGGUGAAGAUGUAUAGUCUGGGCCUGCAGGCCUACUUCGUGUCUCUGUUCAACCGCUUCGACUGCUUCGUGGUGUGUGGCGGCAUCGUGGAGACCAUCCUGGUGGAGCUGGCCAUCAUGUCUCCCCUGGGCAUCUCUGUGUUCCGCUGUGUCCGCCUGCUACGCAUCUUCAAGGUCACACGCCACUGGGCGUCUCUCAGUAACCUGGUGGCAUCGCUGCUCAACUCCAUGAAGUCCAUCGCCUCCCUCCUGCUCCUGCUCUUCCUCUUCAUCAUCAUCUUCUCUCUGUUGGGCAUGCAGCUCUUCGGCGGCAAGUUCAACUUCGACGAGACGAUAACUAAGAGGAGCACCUUCGACAACUUUCCCCAGGCUCUACUCACAGUGUUUCAGAUCCUGACAGGCGAGGAUUGGAAUGCUGUGAUGUAUGACGGCAUCAUGGCGUACGGUGGACCCUUCUCCUCAGGCAUGGUCGUCUGCAUCUACUUCAUCAUCCUCUUUGUCUGUGGAAACUACAUCCUGCUGAACGUCUUCUUGGCCAUCGCCGUUGACAACCUGGCAGAUGCAGAGAGCCUGAACACAGCCCAAAAGGAGGAAGAGGAGGAGAAGGAGAGGAAGAAGAGUGCCAGAGACACUGAUAAGAUGGAGGAGCUGAAACCUGAGGACCAGGAUGGGGAUCUCAAGGUUCCACUGGAGGAGGAAGAGGAGAAGGAGCCGUAUCCCACUCCAGACACUCCAGUUGGUGAUGAUGACAAUGAUGAUGAUAAUCUGCCAGAGGUUCCGGUUGGGCCACGCCCUCAAAGGCUGUCAGAACUCAGCAUCAAGGAGAAGACUCCGCCCAUCCCUGAGGGCAGUGCUUUCUUCAUCUUCAGCCACACUAACCCUGUCCGGGUGGCCUGCCACAAGCUGAUCAACCACCACAUCUUCACCAACCUCAUCCUGGUCUUCAUCAUGCUGAGCUCUGUGUCUCUGGCUGCUGAGGACCCCAUACGGAACUCCUCUGCACGCAACAUCAUACUUGGUUAUUUUGACUAUGCUUUCACGGCAAUCUUUACUGUUGAGAUCCUAUUGAAGAUGACAGCUUUUGGGGCUUUCCUCCAUAAAGGAGCCUUCUGCAGGAACUACUUCAACCUGCUGGACCUACUGGUGGUUGGAGUCUCUCUGGUGUCCUUUGGCAUUCAGUCAUCUGCCAUCUCUGUGGUGAAGAUCUUGCGUGUGUUGAGGGUGUUGCGGCCCCUGAGGGCCAUCAACAGAGCCAAGGGCCUCAAGCAUGUGGUCCAGUGUGUAUUUGUGGCCAUCAGGACCAUUGGCAACAUCAUGAUCGUCACCACGCUGCUACAGUUCAUGUUCGCCUGCAUAGGAGUGCAGCUAUUCAAGGGCAAGUUCUAUCGCUGCACAGACGAGGCCAAGUCCAGCCCAGAGGAAUGCAAAGGCACAUACAUCCUGUAUAAGGAUGGAGAUACAGCGUUGCCUGCAGUUAGGGAGAGGAUCUGGUACAACAGUGACUUCAACUUUGACAACGUCCUCAUGGCCAUGAUGGCUCUGUUCACCGUCUCUACAUUUGAAGGCUGGCCUGCUCUGCUGUACAAGGCCAUCGACUCCAACCGAGAGAAUAUGGGUCCCAUCUACAACUACCGCGUGGAGAUCUCCAUCUUCUUCAUCAUCUACAUCAUCAUCAUCGCCUUCUUCAUGAUGAACAUCUUUGUCGGUUUCGUCAUCGUCACCUUCCAGGAGCAGGGAGAGAAAGAGUACAAGAACUGUGAGCUGGACAAGAACCAGCGUCAGUGUGUGGAGUAUGCUCUGAAGGCUCGUCCACUGAGAAGGUACAUCCCUAAGAACCCCUACCAGUAUAAGUUCUGGUAUGUGGUCAACUCCACAGGCUUUGAGUACGUCAUGUUCGUCCUCAUCAUCCUCAACACACUGUGUCUGGCCAUCCAGCACUAUGGCCAGUCUCACCUGUUCAACUAUGCCAUGGACAUCCUCAACAUGGUCUUCACUGGCGUCUUCACUGUGGAGAUGAUCUUUAAACUCAUCGCCUUCAAACCCAGGCACUAUUUCGCCGAUGCAUGGAACACAUUUGAUGCCUUAAUUGUUGUUGGUAGCGUCGUUGACAUUGCAAUCACAGAGAUCAAUAACACUGAGGACAGCGCUCGCAUCUCCAUCACAUUCUUCCGUCUGUUUCGAGUCAUGCGAUUGGUCAAGCUGCUCAGCAGAGGGGAGGGCAUCCGAACGCUCCUGUGGACCUUCAUUAAGUCCUUCCAGGCUCUUCCCUAUGUUGCCCUUCUGAUAGCCAUGUUAUUCUUCAUCUAUGCUGUUAUUGGAAUGCAGGUGUUUGGAAAGAUUGCCUUGGUAGACCACACACAGAUUAACCGAAACAACAACUUCCAGACCUUUCCUCAAGCUGUCCUGAUGCUCUUCAGGUGUGCUACAGGUGAGGCGUGGCAGGAGAUCAUGCUGGCAUGUCUGCCAGGGAAGCUGUGUGACUCGGAGUCAGACUACAACCCUGGAGAGGAGAAAUCCUGUGGCAGCGGAUUCGCCAUCAUCUACUUCAUCAGCUUCUACAUGCUCUGCGCCUUCCUGAUCAUCAACUUGUUUGUUGCUGUCAUCAUGGAUAACUUUGACUAUCUGACGCGUGAUUGGUCCAUUCUGGGCCCUCACCACCUGGAUGAGUUUAAAAGGAUCUGGUCUGAGUACGACCCUGAGGCCAAGGGCAGGAUAAAGCAUCUGGAUGUGGUGACCUUGCUGAGACGCAUCCAGCCCCCUCUAGGCUUCGGCAAGCUGUGUCCACACAGAGUGGCCUGCAAGAGACUGGUUGCAAUGAACAUGCCCCUGAACAGUGAUGGCACGGUCAUGUUCAAUGCCACUCUGUUUGCCUUGGUGAGGACCGCUCUGAAGAUCAAAACUGAAGGCAACUUGGAACAGGCCAAUGAGGAGUUGCGAGCGGUCAUCAAGAAGAUCUGGAAGAGGACCAGCAUGAAACUGCUGGACCAAGUGGUGCCCCCUGCAGGCGAUGACGAGGUAACCGUGGGGAAGUUCUAUGCUACCUUCCUGAUACAGGACUACUUCAGGAAAUUCAAGAAACGCAAAGAGCAAGGCCUGGUUGGAAGACACUCGUUCUCCAGCCUGAACUCCACCAUCGCCCUCCAGGCUGGCCUCCGCACACUGCAUGAUAUUGGGCCCGAAAUUCGCCGAGUCAUAUCAUGUGACCUGCAAGACGAGGGCCUUGUAGACAUGAAUGCAGAAGAAGAUGACGAGGUGUCUAGGAGGAACGGCGUGCUGUUCGCCAACCACACCAAUCACGUUAACGGGGAACACCGGGGUUCUGUCACCCAGCGGCCCCUCCAGGUCCUGCCUCCUUCCUGCCACGCAUUCGUGGAGCCCUCUCAGGUUGGCUCUGAGGAAGGGGCUGGUGACCCCCACCCCUACAACUCCCCCAUGUCCUCCAACGCCAACCUCAACAACGCCAACAUCCCCACCCUUCCCUCCCUGACCAAAGGGGGUCAGCGGUGCUGUCUCCGCCGCGAGCACUCGUCCGCUAAUGGGGCACCCUCCUCCAGCUCGCACCGCAAGAGUGUUGACUUCGACACCCUCACCACGGUCCAGUCUGCAAGGAGGCUCUACUAUGAGACCUACAUUAGGUCAGAAUCAGGGGGUGUUCUGUACCCAACCAUCCGUAGAGAGAAGCCAGGGGGAGCGGACAGUGAUGAUGACAAGGGCUCAGGGGAAUACUUCAGUGGAGAGGAGUACCAGGAGGACGACCUCAUGUUGCACAAGGACAGGAUGCCCCAUAGGGAGUUUCAAGACCUUCAAACUGACUUGGACACAAAUGCAUCGAGGGGUUACCAUCAACCGGAUAGUCUCUAUGACGACGACCAACAACCCAUUUACCAAGAUGGUGGGCGGUCGCCAAAGCGACGGUUGUUCCCCUCUACACCCCAGGCACCCCACAGACCCUCCUUCAAUUUUGAGUGUCUGCGGAGACAUAGCAGUCAGGAUGAUGACAUCCCCUUGACCCCUUCUGUUCCCCAUCGAACAGCUCUACCCCUGCAUCUGAUGCAGCAACAGGUGAUGGCAGUGGCUGGCCUGGACUCCAGCAGAGUCCAGCGUCUCUCUCCAUCACGCUCUCUACGUUCCUGGGCCACGCCCCCCACCUCCCCCAUUAGCAGGGACCACUCCCCAUACUACACCCCCCUCAUCCAGGUGGACUGGCGUGGUCCCGGCAGUGUGAGCAGCACCCCUGGCUCUGUGAGAAGAAGCUCCUGGUACACUGACGCCCCGGAAGCCCCUUUGAGCCUCACCUACUCCCCCUCACAGCUCCAGAUCCCCCCAGAGUACCGCAGGCAGUACCACCAGAAGAUAGGCAGUGCCAACAGCCUAGUAGAGGCCGUGUUGAUUUCAGAAGGACUGGGGAAAUACGCCAAGGACCCCAAAUUUGUGGCGGCGACGAAGCACGAGAUCGCGGACGCCUGCGAGAUGACCAUCGAUGAGAUGGAGAGUGCCGCCAGCAACCUGCUGAAUGGCAGUAUGGGUAAUGGACCGGGGGCAACCGGGGCCACGGACAAAGUGACGGCCACGAGCCUCAGGGACCGUAAUCUCCAUGACUACAGUGAUGAGGAGCCGGACACGAGUGUGAAAUGUGAAGAAGAUCUGACUGAUGAGAUGAUAUGCAUCAGCACCCUAUAGCAUUCAGUCACAUAGGCUGACAUGGCACCCUAUAGCAUUCAGUCACAUAGGCUGACAUGGCACCCUAUAGCAGUCAGUCACAUAGGCUGACAUGGCACCCUAUAGCAGUCAGUCACAUAGGCUGACAUGGCACCCUAUAGCAUUCAGUCACAUAGGCUGACAUGGCACCCUAUAGCAUUCAGUCACAUAGGCUGACAUGGCACCCUAUAGCAGUCAGUCACAUAGGCUGACAUGGCACCCUAUAGCAUUCAGUCACAUAGGCUGACAUGGCACCCUAUAGCAGUCAGUCACAUAGGCUGACAUGGCACCCUAUAGCAGUCAGUCACAUAGGCUGACAUGGCACCCUAUAGCAUUCAGUCACAUAGGCUGACAUGGCACCCUAUAGCAUUCAGUCACAUAGGCUGACAUGGCACCAUAUAGCAGUCAGUCACAUAGGCUGACAUGGCACCCUAUAGCAUUCAGUCACAUAGGCUGACAUGGCACCCUAUAGCAUUCAGUCACAUAGGCUGACAUGGCACCCUAUAGCAGUCAGUCACAUAGGCUGACAUGGCACCCUAUAGCAUUCAGUCACAUAGGCUGACAUGGCACCCUAUAGCAGUCAGUCACAUAGGCUGACAUGGCACCCUAUAGCAUUCAGUCACAUAGGCUGACAUGGCACCCUAUAGCAUUCAGUCACAUAGGCUGACAUGGCACCCUAUAGCAUUCAGUCACAUAGGCUGACAUGGCACCCUAUAGCAGUCAGUCACAUAGGCUGACAUGGCACCCUAUACCGUAUGAAGUGCACUAUAUAGGGAGAGAUGUGCCUUUUGGAGUGCCUUUCUUUCUGUGGAAUGAAUAGGUGGAUGGAAACACUGCCAGCUGGAGAGAACUGGAGGGAUGGAGGGACAUGCUAAGGCUCCAACUACAGAGGAGUGGAGGGAUGGAGGGACAUGCUAAGGCUCCAACUACAGAGGAGUGGAGGGAUGGAGGGACAUGCUAAGGCUCCAACUACAGUGGAGUGGAGGGAUCGAGGGACACGCUAAGGCUCCAACUACAGAGGAGUGGAGGGAUGGAGGGACACGCUAAGGAUCCAACUACAGAGGAGUGGAGGGAUGGAGGGACACGCUAAGGAUCCAACUACAGAGGAGUGGAGGGAUGGAGGGACACGCUAAGGAUCCAACUACAGAGGAGUGGAGGGAUGGAAGGACACGCUAAGGAUCCAACUACAGUGGAGUGGAGGGAUGGAGGGACACGCUAAGGAUCCAACUACAGAGGAGUGGAGGGAUGGAGGGACAUGCUAAGGAUCCAACUACAGAGGAGUGGAGGGAUGGAGGGACACGCUAAGGAUCCAACUACAGUGGAGUGGAGGGAUGGAGGGACACGCUAAUGAUCCAACUACAGUGGAGUGGAGGGAUGGAGGGACACGCUAAGGAUCCAACUACAGAGGAGUGGAGGGAUGGAGGGACACGCUAAGGAUCCAACUACAGUGGAGUGGAGGGAUGGAGGGACACGCUAAGGAUCCAACUACAGAGGAGUGGAGGGAUGGAGGGACAUGCUAAGGAUCCAACUACAGAGGAGUGGAGGGAUGGAGGGACACGCUAAGGCUCCAACUACAGAGGAGUUUCACCCAACUUUCUUUCUCUCUGUCUGGCAACACCCAGUGAACCGAGAGAUAUAGGUAGGGGUUGUCCCUUAGGGGAUGCAGUAAUGCUAGGUUUGCAGUCCACUCAGGAUGAGUAGGAUUAGUGUCACCGCCUCAAUGACUUCAUACAGAAAUCACAUAUCAGUGACAUCACGUUCCAAUCCUCAGGCAUAUCCCCCCUGCCUCCCAUUUGCCUUACCCUCUGCACAGAGAUACUGAGAAUAGUGAGUCAUAGGUGUAGUGGUGGCCAUUUUACAGACCACUUUUUGAAACUGUGAACAACCAACACACAAGAAAACAGUGUACUCAAAUAUCACACACUCAUUCCUGCCCAACCAAUCAAUCUUCAGGGAUGACGGGGUUCCGAUCGAUAGACACAUGUACAGGUACAGACACUAGAAGCCAUGUUGUUUUAGUGAAAGGAAAAAGCUAUUAAGUUGUAGAUAUUUUUUAAACCCUGUAAGAAAAAUAAACUAUUGAAAAGAGAUGCUUUAUAUUUGGUUAAUUAUGAAUCGUUACAGGUAUAGCAAUAUCGUCCCCAUGCCUAUGUUUUAUUUGUGAAUUAAUAUGAAAUUAUAUUUUAUAACCUUGUCGCCUUUUUUCCCGCUAGAAUGCAUUAUGUUUAAGCAUAGCAGUUUAAGGAGGAUAAUAUUGAUGUAGAAUGACUAUGAUGUCAAAAAGAGCUGCUUUCACUGAAGUGUACAUACAGUAUGGCUGUACAGAAGGAGGGUUUACCAUUUACCAGCUUAGCUCACUGCCAACAGAAAUACAUAGUUUCAGGUUACAUUGAGGACAACUGUUUUUCAUUGUGUAUUGUACAGCACUAGAGCAGUUGAACUGUUUACUGUGUUACUGUGCUUCUUCUUCAACUGGUUACUGUCAUGGGAAUGGGUUCAUUUCCUGUCAACCUUUACAGUAUGUGCAAUGAAAGGGCUCCUUUAACAAAAACACCACAAGGGAAAUCUAUGCUUUGAAGACACAUAGCUGUGGCCAAUAAGGCUGUAUGACUAAUAUGCAUUUUCCAAACGCGUAAAGUCAAGUUCAAUAUAAACAUGUCAUGUCAGGGAUCUUUGUGAAAUGGCAUCACGAAAUGUAAAUUCCUUAACAAUGGAAUAUAGUGUUUACAACUACUAGGUUUUCCUCAGCAUAACUACCAUCUUUCUCUCGACACCAAACAAUGCUCUCAGUUCAACACAUGAAUGAUGGCAUAGUGAUGGCAUAGUGAUGGCCACUUAGUGGGGUUUUAUCUAGAAGGGAUAAUACAGCUUUGGUCCAAAUGUACUUUUCAUAUAGCAGGUUAGGAGAAAUAGGUGAAGGUUAGGAAAAACGUUAAGGUUAGCUAAAAAUAAUUUCAAAAAUAACUUUUGACGUCAAUUUGACAAAAGUUGUAUCCCAUCUAGAAAUGACCACUCAGUGAGUGUUUCGGAGUGGGGUUCAAAUCCUGACAUAAUGGUAUGCAUGCAUGCCUUCCAGGACUGGUAAUGAUAACUACUGCACCAGAGGUUAUAUCGCUGGCUCAAAUUGUCUUUGAGAUGGUGAGACUAUACUUUUCCUGGGGCUAUGUACAGUUGAAGUCGGAAGUUUACAUACACUUAGGUUGGAGUCAUUAAAACUCAUUUUUCAACCACUCCACAAAUUUCUUGUUAACAAACUAUAGUUUUGGCAAGUCAGUUAGGACAUCUACUUUGUACAUGACACAAGUAAUUUUUCCAACAAUUGUUUACAAACAGAUUAUUUCACUUAAUUCACUGUAUCACAAUUGCAGUGGGUCAGAAGUUUACAAACACUAAGUUGACUGUGCCUUUAAACAGCUUGGAAAAUUCCAGAAAAUGAUGUCAUGGCUUUAGAAGCUUCUGAUAGGCUAAUUGACAUAAUUUGAGUCAAUUGGAGGUGUACCUGCGGAUGUAUUUCAAGGCCUACCUUCAAACUCAGUGCCUCUUUGCUUGACAUCGUGGGAAAAUCAAAAGAAAUCAGCCAAGACCUCAGAAAAAUAAUUGUAGACCUCCACAAUUCUGGUUCAUUCUUGGGAGCAAUUUCCAAAUGCCUGAAGGUACCACGUUCAUCUGUACAAACAAUAGUACACAAGUAUAAAUACCAUGGGACCAAGCAGCUGUUAUACCGCUCAGGAAGGAGACAUGUUCUGUCUCCUAGAGAUUAACAUGCUUUGGUGCGAAAAGUGCAAAUCAAUCCCAGAACAACAGCAAAGGACUUUGUGAAGAUGCUGGAGGAAACCGGUACAAAAGUAUCUAUAUCCACAGUAAACGAGUCCUAUAUCGGCAUAACCUGAAAGGCCGCUCAGCAAGGAAGAAGCCACUGCUCCAAAACUGCCAUAGAAAUUCCAGACUACGGUUUGCAACUGCACAUGGGGACAAAGAUAGUACUUUUUGGAGAAAUGUCCUCUGGUCUGAUGAAACAAAAAUAGAACUGUUUGGCCAUAAUGACCAUUGUUAUGUUUGGAGGGAAAAGGGGGAGGUUUGCAAGCCGAAGAACACUAUCCCAACCAUGAAGCACAGGGGUGGCAGCAUCAUGUUGUGGGUGUGCUUUGCUACAGGAGGGACUGGUGCACUUCACAAUAUAGAUCAAAUGAUGAAGAAGGAAAAUUAUGUGGAUAUAUUGAAGCAACACCUCAAGACAUCAGUCAGGAAGUUAAAGCUUGGUCGCAAAUGGUUCUUCCAAAUGGACAAUGACACCAAGCAUACUUCCAACGUUGUGGAAAAAUGGCUUAAGGACAACAAAGUCAAGGUAUUGGAGUGGCCAUCACAAAGCCCUGACCUCAAUCCUAUAGAAAACGUGUGGGCAGAACUGAAUAAGUGUGUGCGAGCAAGGAGGUCUACAAACCUGACUCAGUUAAACCAGCUCUGUCAGGAGGAAUGGGCCAAAAUUCACCCAAUAUAUUGUGGGGAGCUUGUGGAAAGCUACCUGAAACAUUUGAACCAAGUUAAACAAUUUAAAGGCAAUGCUACCAAAUACUAAUUGAGUGUAUGUAAACUUCUGACCCACUGGGAAUGUGAUGAAAGAAAUAAAAACUGAAAUAAAUCAUUCUCUGUACUAUUAUUCUGGCAUUUCACAUUCUUAAAAUAAAGUGCCGAUCCUAACUGACCUAAGACAGGGACAUUUUACUCUGAUUAAAUGUCAGGAAUUGUGAAAAACUGAGUUUAAAUGUAUUUGGCUAAGGUGUAUGUAAACUUCCGACUUCAACUGUAUGUGAUUACAGAGACCUUUGAGUCAGAGAUCUGCCAAGUGAUAUGUGAAGGUAACUCCCACUAAUUGAAUCAUCUUUAUUUAUACUGUUUGCAAGUGAUAAAAACAAAAGCUACUUUGAGAAACAAAAGGUUUGAUAUGCAGCUAGUGCAAUUCACAGCUUAAUUGUUUGUACUGAUUCUGUUGUGUAAGAAACUGUGCAGAAUGUGAAGGUUAAAGUGAUUCACUGUACUUGAAGAAUCCUGCUUUCUACCCGCUAACGUUACAGAUGAUUCCACUUUGUAGCAGAUUAGUUUUACCUUCAGAUUUUAUACUGUUGAAACCCCUUUUUUUUGUACAGUUCCUUUAUUCUUUUGAACAUUUGCCUGGAAUGCUGAUGAUUUUGUAACGAUCACAACUGAAUAAACUCUCUCCAAGUCA
Molecule: messenger RNA, 11914 nt
Organism: Oncorhynchus nerka (sockeye salmon)
Lineage: Eukaryota; Metazoa; Chordata; Actinopteri; Salmoniformes; Salmonidae
Product: voltage-dependent L-type calcium channel subunit alpha-1D-like
Exons: 48
Coding region: 271-6672 (2133 amino acids)
Biological process (GO): calcium ion import across plasma membrane
Cellular component (GO): membrane; voltage-gated calcium channel complex
Molecular function (GO): high voltage-gated calcium channel activity
Source: RefSeq, a predicted model, not a curated record